Monopterus albus (swamp eel) is the source of this 1612-nucleotide messenger RNA. RefSeq names its product ankyrin repeat and SOCS box containing 13b (gene asb13b). Gene Ontology annotation, biological process: intracellular signal transduction; positive regulation of protein catabolic process; protein ubiquitination. The coding region runs from base 308 to 1177 and encodes 289 amino acids. The transcript has 6 exons. The record is from RefSeq and is a predicted model, not a curated record. Gene Ontology annotation, molecular function: protein binding. NCBI's taxonomy places the organism in Eukaryota, Metazoa, Chordata, Actinopteri, Synbranchiformes, Synbranchidae.
CAACAAAUAUAUACAUUACAAAACUCGUAUUAUUAUUUUUUGCAUUGUUUUAGUAUUUUUAGUGUCCUGUUUUUUAACCAGUGAAUUAUUUAAGAUGACUGUUAUCAGUUGUUCUCGUUUUGUACGCCGGUUACCUACAAAUCCCAGAAUUCCACGCACCUCAGCAGAUGUACUUGAGCUCUUGCCACCCGGUUGUUCCGCGUGUUUUGUAGAAAUGCGGGCCUUUCAGUCGUUAUUCUUUUGCUUCAAGAUGAAUUACACCGUUGGGUGACUAUGUCGAUUACGGAGAAGAAAACGGUAACAUGAAAUGGAGAUCACUCGGGCCAGACCGUCUUUGUAUGGAGAAAUCGCUCACGGUCUUGGAUUCUGGACCGAGCGGUCAGCAGUGCAUGAGGCUGCUGCACAGGGCAGAGCCCUCCAGCUGCAGCAGCUGAUUGAGGGAGGUGCAGCAGUUAACACUGUGGCUGUGGACUCCAUCACCCCUCUGCAUGAGGCAUGUAUCCAGGGACAGACCCAAUGUGUUAGACUGCUGCUGAAGGCUGGUGCACAGGUAGAUGCUCGUAACAUUGAUGGUAGCACUCCUCUGUGUGACGCUUGUGCAGCUGGGAGCCUGGAAUGUGUCAAGCUUCUGUUGCAGUAUGGAGCAGCAGUUAAUCCUCCACUGUUUACCUUCUCACCUCUUCAUGAGGCAUGCAUGGGAGGUAACUUGCAAUGUGUUCAGCUCAUGAUUGAUCAAGGAGCUUUCAUGGAGGCCCAUGACUGCCACUAUGGGACCCCGCUUCAUGUAGCCUGUGCCAGGCAGCACUAUGACUGUGCCAAAGCUCUCCUCAAUGCAGGGGCAAAUGUGAAUGCUGCCAAACUACAUGAGACCGCCCUUCAUCAUGCAGCCAAAACAAAUAGCGUUGGCUUGAUUGAGCUACUUGUGGAGUUUGGAGGAAAUGUGUACGCCAGGGAUAACCUGAACAAAAAACCCAUCCACUACACGAGUCUGGGCUCUCCCCCUUAUCUUUGUCUUGAGUUCUAUGAAAAUACACCCCUCAGUCUGCAGCAGAUCAGCAGAGUGGCUGUGAGGAGGGUUCUCGGCACAAGGGCACAUGAAGUUGUUUCCAAACUGGGCUUGCCCAAUCGCAUCAUAACUUUUCUUUUUUACAUGCCACCUCCAAUUAUUGAAGUUUAAUCACAUAUGAGAAAUUUUAAGAAAAUUUAAGACGCUCCUCUUAGAUGGUUAAAUCUAAACCUGUUACACCUUCUGGAUCUGUGGUCUCUCUCUGCAAAGUCAUGUGACAGGAUGUUGACACUGGCAGAAGUACAGUACAGUACAGAUAAAGUGUGUAAACAUGACCAGACUAGUAGAGGAAAGGGAAGGGAAAUGUUUUUCAUUAGAUUAGUCAGACUGUUGCCCUAAGAAUUCUGUAAUUGGCUUUUUCACUUAAUGAGCAUUAAAAGUAUUGCUUAAGUCAUUUUAAAAUACAUAACACAUAAGACUUAGUUUCCCCACCAAGUGUGAUUAUAACUCCGGUAAUACUUCGUUGAUCUUUAAGGGAAUGUGACGUAGUUUGCAUAGGAUAGUAUUGUUGUAUGUAUUUGUUCUAUAUAUGUGUAUAUACUAUUU